AUGCCACCCGUCUACAGGUCGGAACGGGGAAGAAUCAUGAAGGAUGGCAAGGAGUCACUAGUAUGGAGGACCACUGAGCGACUCGAUGUUUCUUCACCUCUCACCGGGAUAGGCGACCAUGACCUCAAGGUCAGAUCGAUUCACCUAGCCGUCCUUUCAGCCAUUUACCAGCUCGAGAAACUUGGGAUCUCCCUCCGUAUUCCAGUAGUAACGGUCGUCACUGCCAAUCAUGCAGAGCCAAUUGACAUUCGCACGUCCGACGGCGCACGCCUUCUUAUUGAGUAUUACUGCAGACGCUUUGGCUGCGAAGUGGAUUUCGAUUUCGGCUUGAUCAGUAAGGCGGGAUGGAGCGCUUCAUUGACAAUCGAUUGUGAACGGAUGGGAUAUGGUUCUGGAAACAGCAGGGAGACGGCGCGUGCAGAUUCCUACGUUGCCGCUGCUCGUACCCUUGUGCAUUACUGUCCGGAGCUCAUGGAAGAGUUGUCUAGCGAACGAAGUUUUCACUGA
This is a messenger RNA of Cyclocybe aegerita, 507 nucleotides long. NCBI's taxonomy places the organism in Eukaryota, Fungi, Basidiomycota, Agaricomycetes, Agaricales, Hemipholiotaceae. The record is from the annotation of a GenBank genome assembly.